Messenger RNA from Phasianus colchicus (ring-necked pheasant), 3088 nucleotides. It is a transcript of the gene WWOX, whose product is annotated as WW domain containing oxidoreductase. Gene Ontology annotation, molecular function: protein binding. The record is from RefSeq and is a predicted model, not a curated record. Lineage: Eukaryota; Metazoa; Chordata; Aves; Galliformes; Phasianidae.
GGGGCGGCCGCGGUCCGGCGGGCGGCAGCCGUGCGGGUCUGUGCGGAGCGAGCGUCCCAAUGGCAGCGCUGAAGUACGCGGGGCUGGAGGACACAGAUAGCGAGGAGGAGCUGCCGCCGGGCUGGGAAGAGCGCACCACCAAGGACGGCUGGGUUUACUACGCCAAUCACCUGGAAGAAAAAACACAGUGGGAACAUCCUAAGUCUGGGAAGAGGAAACGUGUUGCAGGAGGUCUGCCAUAUGGAUGGGAGCAGGAGACUGAUGAAAGUGGACAGGUCUAUUUUGUAGACCACAUAAACAAAAGAACUACCUAUCUGGAUCCAAGAUUGGCCUUUACAGUUGAAGAUAAUCCAGUAAAGCCACCUACUAGACAAAAAUAUGAUGGAAACAGUACUGCGAUGGAAAUACUUCAGGGUCGUGACUUGAGUGGAAAAGUGGUUAUAAUCACAGGAGCAAAUUCGGGAAUAGGUUUUGAAACAGCAAAGUCUUUGGCGCUGCAUGGAGCUCACGUUAUCCUGGCCUGCAGGAAUAUGUCAAGAGGCAAUGAUGCUGUACAACGCAUUCUUGAGGAAUGGCAUAAAGCCAAGGUAGAAGCGAUGACCCUAGACCUUGCUUCUCUUCGCAGUGUGCAGAACUUUGCUGAAGCAUUCAAAUCCAAGAAUAUGCCUCUUCACAUCCUGGUCUGCAAUGCUGCAAUGUUUGGUGCUCCGUGGAGUUUGACGGAGGACGGCCUGGAGUCCACCUUCCAGGUGAACCACUUGGGGCACUUCUAUCUCGUCCAGCUGCUGGAGGACGUCCUGCGCCGCUCCUCCCCUGCCAGGGUGGUGGUCGUGUCCUCAGAGUCACACAGAUUUACAGAAAUUAAAGACUCCUCUGGAAAACUUGAUUUCAACCUGCUUUCUCCAUCUAAGAAGGAGUUCUGGGCUAUGUUGGCCUACAAUCGUUCCAAACUUUGCAAUAUACUGUUCUCCAACGAGCUGAACCGACGCCUUUCUCCCCAUGGGGUGACGUCUAAUUCAGUCCAUCCUGGAAAUAUGAUUUACUCCUCCAUUCAUCGUAACUGGUGGGUGUACACUCUGCUGUUUAUCUUGGCUCGACCUUUCACCAAAUCCAUGCAACAAGGAGCUGCCACGACUGUGUACUGCGCGACGGCCGCCGAGCUGGAGGGGCUGGGUGGGAUGUACUUCAACAACUGCUGCCGCUGCCUGCCCUCGGCCGAGGCUCGCAAUGAGCUGACGGCCGCGGCCCUGUGGGAGCUGAGCGAGAGGCUGAUCCGCGAGCAGCUUGGCAGGCGGUCCCCGUGACGGAACGCCCCGCAAGCUCGGAACCUGCCAGCGCUGGAGCCCGUCCAAUCUUAUCAUCUAGAGGGUUUCCGUAUACCUCCGAUAGAGAUUAACCAGUGUUAAAUGAAAUAAUAGCAGUCACAACAGAGUGAAAAAUGUUAAGUACUAAUGGGAAACGGGGAAUACGGCGGGUUAAAGGGACAAUGCGGCUUCCUGGGGCUUAGUUAGUCCUGCUUCUCUUCUUUUGAUUAUAGCCUGUUCAAAGUGUAACCCAAGGAGGCAUGCUUUGUGCUAUUGCAGAAACGCGGUGCCACGGAUAUUCUCUGUUGUUUUGAUUAAUGGGUUAGGUAUGUAGCCCAAUAUGGGAUUUCCUCUUUAUUUUGAUAAUUACUGCCUGUUAGGCUGUAGGUAUCGAUCGGGAUAUGGUAGUGGUGUUGAUUCCUUUUCCCUGCAAGGGUUUUAUAGGGUGUGGCGAAUAAAAAGAUUAUUAAGGAAAGAGAUCUCUUCUGCCCUUGACUGUUGGCUGCAAAUACAUCCAUGCUAUCUAAAAACAGAGGGUGCAAGAAGACUUCUGAACAGAAAUGUCAAAAUCACAGCUAAUUAAAUAUUUCUUUUGUCUUAAAAGAUUAUAAUAAAAGAUACUUUGUAAACCAUUCCCUAAUAUCACAGAAUUAGCAAAGAUGAUGUUGUCUUCUAAAGAAUGCACAGGGUGUAAUCAGGGGGUUAAGUGGUAUUUUCAUCCAUUUCUCAGUUCACAGUUUUAAGGAGUUUGUUUUUGUUUUUUUUUCUUGGAAAAUUCACAGUUUCUCAGUUCUCCUGAUACUGUAUCCCAAUCCAAAUUUCUCUAUGUUUCUUUAAAUUUAAUAAAACAACAUGCUUGCUUGAAUAUUGUCACCUGAAGAGAAAGUUUGUCUCAUUUCUGCAAAUGUCUUAGUUAAUUUUUUUUUCUUAGAAAAGAAAACUUGAGGAAAAAUAAAGAGCUUCUCGUUGAUAGCAAGAGAAUGCUGAUUUUUUCUUGUUUCUUUCUGAGUUCUUUUCUUUGUUUUUUUUUUUUUUUUUAAUCUGUAUUUUGUGCUUUGUAGCUGUCUUCGUGCCAGAACGUUGUCCUAAGCCAUCAUCAGUCCAGCAUCACAUUUUCUGUGGACAGAAUAUAAACACAUAAAUAGAAGGACACAUUGUUAAUAGAAGCUUAUAUGACCCCCUUAUUAAAUGAUUUAUUGCUCGCAGUCUGUCUCUUACAAUUUGUCUCAUAUGGACUCAGCUGCUGCAUAGGUGUUCCAAUAAGGCAUGCAGUUGCCUGGGAGGAGCACUCCUAGCAUCCUCCUCUGGAAAGCCCCACCAUACUUCGGUAAGGAAUGAGGAUGUCACAGCUAUACCUAAAAGCCAUAUACUGUGUUCACUCUAAUUCUUGCAUUUCCAGCUAACCCUAGCUCAGUGUGAGCUCUCCUUAGAUGGCCAGCGUUCAGUCUCCUGUGCACGAGGGUGGAAAUCUCUGCAGGUAAGGGCUCUCUCUUUCUGUAAACUUCAAUUUCUUCAGUGGGGAAGCUGGGAGCUACUGCGCUCCGAUCGAGGCUGAAUCAGCUGACCCAGCUUUAUACCAAGGAAAUGAGGGCUUUUUCUUUCUUCCAAACCAUCUUUCAACCUUCUGCCCAAGUGCAGCCUCAGCUGCUGUCAACUUCCCCACUGAUGCUUUCUCGCAUCCCAACGCUGCAGCCUUUCCUAAAGCAGCAAUAAAAACAAUAUGGCCUUGCUUAUAUCUGCUGCACAGCCUGUGCUGCCACUGCCUUCCCUAAAUAAGCAAUCCU